This is a messenger RNA of Bipolaris zeicola 26-R-13, 153 nucleotides long. RefSeq lists its product as uncharacterized. The record is from RefSeq and is a predicted model, not a curated record. The annotation marks the transcript as partial. The transcript has a single exon. NCBI's taxonomy places the organism in Eukaryota, Fungi, Ascomycota, Dothideomycetes, Pleosporales, Pleosporaceae.
GAGAGGCGGGAUGGAAGAUUCGAGGACGGGUUUUUUUGGGCAACUUGGAACAAGGGACGCCGUUCCCUAUUAUUUCACCCAAAUGACGCGAACGAGCCUCCUCAAGCCGACAUGCUAGGGGCGCUUGCGAGUGGGGACAUGUGGUCGAUCUAG